Spodoptera frugiperda (fall armyworm) is the source of this 5900-nucleotide messenger RNA. RefSeq names its product uridine-cytidine kinase (gene Uck). Gene Ontology annotation, cellular component: cytosol; cytoplasm. Bases 56 to 955 code for a protein of 299 amino acids. The record is from RefSeq and is a predicted model, not a curated record. Lineage: Eukaryota; Metazoa; Arthropoda; Insecta; Lepidoptera; Noctuidae. The transcript has 6 exons. Gene Ontology annotation, molecular function: kinase activity; ATP binding.
AGUUGCAAGAUUGCAGAUAUUCUAAUUUUUUGACCUUGGUAAUACAACAUUUCAAAUGUCAAUGUCAGCUUUUUUGCAGAAGUGUUGUGUGAGUGCGUAUUGUGGUGUUUUAAAAAUAAGAUUACCUGUAAGAUCCAUUCAUACGUACAAAAUGGCAGAUAAACCAACGGAUUAUUCAACUGCCAAUGGUUUCGAGAGCAAAACUCCGUUCCUGAUUGGUGUGGCAGGUGGUACGGCCAGCGGCAAGUCAACAGUAUGCCAACGCAUCAUGGAGAAGUUGGGGCAACAGCACAAGGAGCAGACAGAGCGCCGUGUAGUCUGCAUCAGUCAGGAUUCCUUCUACCGCACUCUCACACCCUCAGAGAGGCUCCGGGCUGAACGAGGACAGUUCAACUUUGAUCACCCUGACGCGUUUGACGAUAAGAAGCUGCUUGCUAUCCUGAAAGAUAUCCUUGCUGGCAAGAAGGUGGAGAUACCGGAGUAUGAUUAUAUCACCAACUCUAUUAGCCCACAUCGCUCGCACACAAUCUACCCUGCUGAUGUGGUGCUGAUCGAAGGUAUCUUGGUGUUCUACUUCCCCGAGGUGCGUGAACUGUUCCACAUGAAGCUGUUCGUCGACACUGACUCUGACACUAGGCUCGCUAGGCGAGUGCCUCGUGACAUAAUGGAGCGCGGCCGCGACCUGGAGCAGGUACUCAAUCAGUACAUGAACUUUGUCAAGCCAGCCUUCGAAGAGUUCUGCUUGCCGACCAAAAAGUUUGCUGACGUCAUCAUUCCGAGAGGAGCCGACAACCUAGUGGCUAUUGACCUUAUCGUGCAUCAUAUUUGGGAUAUCAUGUAUAAGAAGAGGGCGUCGCCGCCGAAGAUUGUGAAUGGAUGCAAUGGACACCAGGAGGUGGACGAGACCAAUGGACGGCGAAUGUCUGGAAGCUCCGAAGACACUCUGAGUCGAUAGUAGUAGACAGUUUGACGGUAUGUGACUUUGUUGCCAUAGUACUCUCGACCUUAUUGUCCUCUAUGAAGUAUGCCGUGAUGAAAAUACUUGUACAAAGCACAACAGGCUGGAAGUUUCCACUACAAAGCAUAUAAGUUCUUGAAACUAUCAACCUAAGAUUAAUUUUACUUGUGAAGUAAAUUGUUUUAGUUCUUCCUAGCGAAAUCUCGACGUGAACUUCUACUUGUCUGUUUCAUGGGUCUUAUAUAGAGUACUUAGGAAACAAAGUCACUGACGUCACAUGAUUGUUCAAGGUAUGUAACGUCCCAGUACCUCAUACACUUGUGUUGUAGACGUGUAUUCGAUUCUAGCUCUUAUUGCGUAUGAGAUACGGUUUAUAUUACUGUGCAUUUUAAGGUAAACUUUAAAGCGAAGUUAUAAACUGGUUUACUAACUUCUAUAACGAAAGAAGAAAAUACUAAAUGCUUAUUUAAAGUCCUUUAUAAGUCCACUAAAUAAAUAAUGAAAUUAAUUCUAUAACAUGGCAAAGUAUGCUAUAUUUUAAACCAAAAACUGCACUGUACAAACAGUUAAAACGGUAUCUCAUGUCCAGUAAGUGGCUAUGUAAUGUUAAUUUCUCCAAUAUCCGUAUAUGUAUAAGUACGUUGUAGUUAAGGUCCAUUAUUGUUUAUUAUAAGGCUGACGCUUUACAAAGCAUAUAGAGUAAGUAUAUUUGUAUGACGUGUCGAUAUGUCGCUACAUCUCGACGGACAUUGGGCUGUGGAAAUGUUUCGAGUUUCUUCCAAAUUAAAGUCCUAGCUUCCAUUGCGCUGCACCUCGAAGAGCCAUCAGACCACCACAGAUGGGGUCCAGUCGUGGCUCGAAAAGCAAGAGUAAGAACGGGGUGGUUUUUAGUCAGUAAGAGUCUGACACUUCCUCUCGCCCAAGGCGGAUGAAGUCAUUGGAUGAUUUUUCCCCAUUAAAAAAAGCUUCCAUUGUUAGACAGUUUUCGAAAUUGUAUUUCAAAUGGUAAAUGAUGAUGAAGACAAAAUCUGAUUUGACGAAUGUUCUUACUACGUUCAACAGCAAAUGUAGUUAAGUUUUGACUCUUUUAACUGUUAUGUCUGUCCGGAGUAACGUGCGUGAAAUUGCUCUUAAUCAAUUUGCAACCUUAUCGAUAAUGCUAUAAAAUUCUGUACCCCUAGUAGAAGUAUGCUUUACGUAAAUCAGAGUACGAAAGUAAUCAGAGUUGGCCAGCUCGAAUUAACUAACCAAUGAGAGCCCUGAGCGCACUCUUGUUUCGAUUUGGUUAAAGUAAAACAAACUCGUACUAAGGGUACUGAAAGCACAACAACGUUCAGUUAUCGCGUACCUAACAAAUAGUCAAUUACUACUGAAACUCGAAACAUUUCGACACUCUCGUCAACAAUUCCUAUAAAAUGUAGUCAACUACAAAUAUUGUAACAAAUGCCCCAAUAUCCAACGCCAAUGUUUUCAUCUAACAUAAAUAUUCCACCAAUGUUUUGUACCAACAUCCAAUGUUUAUUACCAAGCAAUUACAUGCUUUAUUUAUUGGAAGCUAAAGUUUAUAAUGGCUAAAUUAAUUUGGUAGUUGGUAAUUAUUAUAAUAAUUAUGUACUAAAUAUCAGGGUUUCUGGUAGAUUAUUAUGUGAUCAGUAUUGAAAUGAUACGCCAUCAAAAUACAAAGUAUUUCAAAAUCAUUUUACGUAUGAAUGUCAUCCAUUUUCUUUUUGUUCGAAAGUGUUCAAUUUCAAAGAUGCAUUUGUUUUUACACGUAUUUGAUACGGAUACUACUUGCGAUUUUGGACAGUCCUAUUACAACAAGACUGAUUGCAAAAUUACCAAAAGAAAUUGUAGAAAGUACAGGUAGAUUUUUUUAUGCAGGAAAGACAAUAAAAGACUCAGUACCAAAACAAUAGCUAUUGUUAUAGUAAAUUGUAUGCUUUUUAACGGGAACCAAAUCGGUUACCUGCAUACUAAACUGUUGUACUGACUUCACAUCUAUCUAAGUUUUAUGGAGAUAGAGAGUUAGCCUACCUGAACCUUUAGAUUGUGUUACGCGGGCGGUGCAAAGCCUAUUUUCUAAAUAGGACAUCGUUGGUAGUUAUCCGUAUCAUUAACGUAAAAUAAUUUUGCGCACAAUAUUUUAAAUCUUAUUUUAUUUGCUGUAGUCUAAUAUACUUUUAUUUUUUAAUUAUAAAACCUUAUAUUCCUAUAUUAAAAUAUUUUUUCUUUAAAAGUAUCGUAUUUUGUACUGUAUAUAUUUUAAGUUGUGCAAUGUUUUUUUUAAUGUUUAAUUAGGAUAACUAGUUACCGUUGCCUUUUGGAACACCAAUAGCUUAUAAAAUGAAUAAAACUAUAUAUUUUUUCAAUAGUUAAAUAUACAUGUACCCAAUACAUUCUUGAAAAGGGCUCAUAUAGCUCCUUUUCACUUUAUCAAUAACUUAUGCUUUUGUCACAAAUAUAUUAUUAAAUAAUUGAGGUGAACAUUUAAUAGUAAGUUGUGCAACCUAUAGAUAGUUUAGAUAAAACAUUUUUCUGUUACAAAUCCCUUGUAUGCAUAUUCCAAACUUUUAUCGCCGACUUAAUCCGACAUUUUGUUUUUGAGCUCAUGAUAAAGUUUUCAUCUCUAUCCAUGUAUAAAUCUAUCGACCGAUUCGUAAAUUCAUAUUAAUAGCGAUAUUUUAUAGCAUAACGUCAUAUUUUUAAUGUUAGUAGCCAAUAUUAAUUUAGUUUAUUGUUUAUUAUCAAAGUUUAUGUUUCGUCGGCGGUAAGAGUUGCGUAGUGCAUACAUUUACAGACAAUACAUGUAUGUAUGUAUAAUUUACAGACUGAUUCAAAUAUUGGAAAAGACUAAUUCAUCAUUACGACCCAUGUAGAGUACUGUAGAUAUUACAUUGUACUAAAUUUCACUGUUUAAUACCGAUUUCAGAAUAUUCAGUAAUUUGACGAAUAUUAUCUCGUAGUAAGAAAGAAAUACCAAAGGAAAUAAUUCGGAAUAUGUAGUUAAUAAGAUGAUAUAUGAUAGAAUGAAACGUAGAAGAUAUUAUGUUUAGCUGACCAAAAGUGACAUCGUUUAUUUGUUAAUGAAGUAAAGAAAGUUAAAUAAGGUCAAAUUACUGAAUUUUACUGAAGUAGGUUUUUAUAAUGUCAUCAAUGCGCCUUCUGUUUCUUCAUGUAUUUUAUUUUGACAAUCAUAUAAUUUAGUUGAUAUCUGGCGCUGGUCUAGUAGUUUGAAUACAGAUCCGCUUUUCUAUGUAAGGUUUCUUAUCAUUUGUUUAAUGCAUCUUAAAGUGCACUUGUUUUAAGUGUUAAAUUAAUGAAAUAUGUACGAAAAUUUAAUGAAAUUCUAAAUGUCGCAAUAAAUAUUAGAACUAAAAGGAUAAACAUAUAAAAAUAUUAUUAUAUAAUACAUACACUUACUAUGCAUAGGUAAUUAUAGCACAUAAUGGUAUCGCAGAAACAGAGGGCGUAGCCAAUUCCAAUUGUUUAAAAUGUGAUAAAAACGUAAAGAAAUGUAAAAUUUGUUCGUUAUAUUGGUGUGUUAGUUAAUUACGCGGACUUUUACGGCAGACUACGAUAAAUUUUGUACUAAUUUGAUCUUUAUUUUCUAUGCAAUAUGGUUCUUAAUACGCGCCUUCACUUAUCUCUAUAAAUAAAAACUAAUUGCUGUUCGCUAAAACUUGAGAUCGGCUGGACCGGUUGGGCUAAUUUUGGUCUUGAAGUCCAGGGACGGUUUAAAAGGUGGGAACAAAAUAUUUGAGGCGGUACGAAGUGUGCCGGGUCACAGCUAGUAUCAAGUAAAAAUGUUUUUUUCCAUGACCUAUUCAUUUAUUUUUAAAGGAUUAUCAAAUAAAUAGUUAAUUGGUUGGUUAAUAAGGUUAAUGAACUUGUUGUCGAUGUUAAUAUUGACAGUAGAUACCUAGUAAUGAUGCAAUAAUAACAAAAUUUUAAUUUUAAUCUUUUAUUUGGAUCGGACAUAUUAUACAUUACAAUGCCGUAGAAGUUCGCGUUGAGCUUAGUAAAAUUGUCUUAGAAGAAGAAUUAGAGCCGUAGUAAAAUAUUAUUGUUUUGACAAUUCGAUUGUUUGUGAUUAUUAUAAUUGACUGAACAUGUUUUAUCGUGGUUUUUGGUAGAGUUAAUUGUUUCAAUCCAAUAUUUGUGUAUAUUUGUUCUGUUCGCCAUGAAGUAAAUACUAAUACUAAUUCAUAUCAAGUCCAAAGAGUGGUACUAUUCCUAUAGUAUGUAGUUUAAAUUCCAAAAAGGAGUUUUAAUGCACAUAACCUUUUUUAAUAGAUAUAGGCUCUAAAACGAAAACUGCCAAAAUGAAUUACGUAUACUAUUUGUCAUAACGUUAGUUGCCUUUUUCCCAAAUGUCUUUCAAAAUUCUCGAUCGCACACGUAUAUUAUGUAGAGCUUUCAGCAUUUUAUGUAGCAUUUAUGUACUCUGGCAACAUUGAUUUAUAUAUUUCGCUAGAUAUAUGCGAUUCUCCUGUACUAUGUGUAGUUUCACAUGAGACAGUCAAAUCAAAGGAAAAUGUAUGCAAUUGCUUAUUAGAUGGGUGAUUCUUCAAAAAAUCAAAAAGUUAACGGCUGUCAUUAUCCUCAAACAAAAGUUAACAAUUAUGCCGAUUGAAACACAAAAGGUUUCAAUAAAAAACUGUGACACUGUUCUCAAUCAAUGCAAUAAAAAUAAGAACGAUAAUAAGAUACCACGAUGCUUAAUAACGCGGGAGGAUAAUGAUUUGUUAAAUAACAGUUAAAGUUUUUUGAAGAAACACCCAGAUAUUUUGACUGUGUCAUGUGAAACAAAGUGUAUACUUAUGUACUCAGCACAAACGAUGUAUCUGUUGUAUGUUUACUGCCUUCUGUAUAAUUUCCAUUUUAAACAAUGUAUUGACGUCAUUUAUGUAUAUUUUAAAGGAAUAAAGUGUUUGCAAAUUUA